This is a messenger RNA of Exophiala aquamarina CBS 119918, 2334 nucleotides long. RefSeq lists its product as uncharacterized. The coding region runs from base 1 to 2334 and encodes 777 amino acids. Gene Ontology annotation, molecular function: DNA binding; zinc ion binding. NCBI's taxonomy places the organism in Eukaryota, Fungi, Ascomycota, Eurotiomycetes, Chaetothyriales, Herpotrichiellaceae. The transcript is spliced from 2 exons. Gene Ontology annotation, biological process: DNA-templated transcription. The record is from RefSeq and is a predicted model, not a curated record.
AUGACCUCCUGGGUUUGCUCGGAAGCCAAUUGCAACAAGACCUUCCGACGAAGAUACCAUUUACUCAGGCACAAGAGCAACGUGCACACCAGGUCACGCCCUCAUACCUGUCCCACCUGUUGUCGGGCGUUCGCAAGAAAAGAUGCUUUGCUUCGACACCAACGAUUUCAUGUUGAGAACCCACACUGGUCUGGUUCAAGAUCAGCUCGCUUGAGCACGACAUAUGAAUCAGAUGAGGAAGAAUUCAACAGCAAUGCGUCAUGUGAAGAAGACUCGACGCUGAUCGACCACCCAAUCCCACUCACCACAGAUGCAGAUUCGACGGCCCCCUUCGGCCGACUUCCGCACUCAAACAGUGACCAAAUCUCAAAUGCAAGCGUCCAGAGCAAUGAUCCCGAAAGCAGGUUUAUUGCUCCAUUAUUGUUCCUGGAACCUCCAGUACGACCUCUUUGGGAAUCCUUGACUCCUCUCACUACGGCUUCGACCUUGGAGCUAGGCUCGGAUCAUGGAGGCCUCGACAUUUUUGCUCGUGAACGGAACAACGAUAUUAAUUCCCUCUUGGACGACCGGAUCAGCAGUGCCCCAGGGACCGCCGCAGCGUCUAUCAAUCCAGGGACUUUGGCAAAUGGGAGCUACAGUCGUCCAGGAAAUGAACGUGCUGCUGGUCGAUGCUCGUAUCCACUGGAUGAUGCCGACAUAUUACGGAGUGCUGAAGCCAACAUCCCAAUCGAGUAUGCCGAAACUGUCCAAAAACUCUGUGCAGUCUCUUUUCUACAAAGUUAUUUUACUAGUCUACACCACCAAUGGUCCUUGAUACACGAGGAAUCUUUUUGGGUAAGGAAGUCCUCGUUGUUACUGAAAUGUGCGGUGGGGCUUCUCGGACUGCUGGUCAGUCCCAACCAUGACAGGACUGUGCUACGUUCGGUCAGUGGGCUGAACAGUCGACUGCGGAAGAUCUUGCGGGAAAGAAUCCAGGACGCCACCCCGGACCGUAAGGCACCGUCGAUAGCAGCCUAUCAAGCUUAUUUAUUGACCAUCCUGUUUACCUUGUAUCACAAGGACGCCUCAGAAAUUGCCGAGGCUCGCUCACAUAUAAUCACUUUAGUGGAUCAAAUCAGGAGGGCAGGCCUUCUGGACUUUGAGACGAUUGUUGCCCAAGAUGACCCGGCUGCCAGUCCUUUUUCACGCUGGGUGGUCCGAGAAGAAAAGCAAAGACUGGUGUUUUCUGCCUUUAGACUCGAUUGCUACCUUCAAAUUCUCGACGAUUUGCCGCCCACCAUGCGGUUUCAAGAGCUUUGUCUCCCAUUCCCCUGCACAGAUAAAGCUUGGAACAGCAGCCAAGAAAAAUGGAAAGAGACCAUCAGCCAGGAGCCAUCGAACCGUACAAGCUCCACAUAUGGGAUCCAGUGCUUCCUGGCCAUGUCUCGAUUGUCUCCAUGUAGUAGACUAAACCUGCCGGGAUUCAGGACGAUCUCCGAUUUCGAACUCGGCCUUGUUUCGAUGCAAGCGAGAUCCUGGGAGGAGACGCAGCAUCCGGCGACGGCAUUCGACGGCUUCGCCGCUGGCCAAGAUGCACCCGACAACCUGAGUGCUGGUGGAUUUGGUCAAAGCUGGCCAGUGUUGUGGGGAAUCUGGCAGGUCACUAUGGAGCAAUUUCGAUUGUCGCACAGGGAGUAUUGUCCGCAUCCAAGCGAAAAGGAAACCUACCUCAGCUCACUUCUGCUGUACCAUGCCUCGCUGUUGAGAGUAUACGUGGACAUGAAAAUCCUGCGACGAUUGGCCAUAUCGCUUACUCGGGACAGCACUUCGAAUCCUGCGAAACGGCAGAUGGAAAGCCUGGUCCACGACUGGGCUCGGUCGGGCCGUGCAAAGGAUGCUCUCUGGCACGCAGCGCAGAUCCUGCGCCUGCACUCGGAGAACGCGCCAGACCUUCGCGCUCAGAACAUCCCCGUCAAUCCGAUUGCGAUGAAUUGCAUCUUCCGUGCGGGCCUCGUGGUCUGGGCCAUCAGCCGAUCGAGCCAAAAUUGUGGGCUGUGCGCUCCCGGAUCCACACCACUUGAGAAGGUCAAGCUGUCAAACAACAACAAAGUCCGUCCCAGGGCCGCCAGCAGCGGGAGCAUGGAGCUGACAACGAUCGACAAUCUGACCAAGGACUAUGAAUUGUGGCUUGAAGAAGGCGACGGAGAGUUGCUCGUCGACGGCGUCAUCGUCUGCGCCUGUCACAUGGCCGCCCUGGUCGAGAAAUUCCGUGUCCAGAUCCAUGACCCGGAGCUCGGCUCUAGCGAGAUCCGAUCCUAUGCGGAAAUGCUCAGCUACUUGAAAGAUCAUGGAUAG